Messenger RNA from Silurus meridionalis, 3786 nucleotides. RefSeq names its product adhesion G protein-coupled receptor F5-like. The coding region runs from base 279 to 3482 and encodes 1067 amino acids. The record is from RefSeq and is a predicted model, not a curated record. Gene Ontology annotation, cellular component: membrane. Lineage: Eukaryota; Metazoa; Chordata; Actinopteri; Siluriformes; Siluridae. Gene Ontology annotation, biological process: G protein-coupled receptor signaling pathway; cell surface receptor signaling pathway. The transcript has 13 exons. Gene Ontology annotation, molecular function: G protein-coupled receptor activity.
AACUCCACAACUACACCCACCACUUCCCCAGCCUACAUAACCACUGCUGCCAUGACAAACUCCACAACCACACCCACCACUUCCCCAGACUACAUAACCACUGCUGCCAUAACAAACUCCACAACCACACCCACCACGUCCCCAGCCUACAUAACCACUGCUGCCAUGACAAACUCCACAACCACACCCACCACUUCCCCAGCCUACAUAACCACUGCUGCCAUGACAAACUCCACAACCACACCCACCACGUCCCGGCCUACAUAACCACUGCUGCCAUGACAAACUCCACAACCACACCCACCACUUCCCCAGCCUAUAUAACCACUGCUGCCAUAACAAACUCCACAACUACACCCACCACUUCCCCAGCCUACAUAACCACUGCUUCCAUGACAAACUCCACAACUUCACCCACCACUUCCCCAGCCUACAUAACCACUGCUGCCAUGACAAACUCCACAACUUCACCCAACACAUCCCCAGCCUAUAUAACCACUGCUGCCAUAACAAACUCUACUCCAUACUUUACUACAACUACCACAUUCACCACUUACAUAACAAGUACUGCCAUGACACCCACCACAAUAACAACCAACACAUCCAUAGACAAUAUGACAAUUCCUGUGAAAACAACAACCAACAAAAAUACACACACCACAACCACAGCCAACUCUACAAAUGCUGCCGUCUCAACCGGUAUGAAUACACCUGGCACAUCCACAUCCAUCACAUCUGCUACAUCCAAAGACAGCCAUGCAUUCAACUUCUCACUGGCUAUAAAUGAAGAAUUCGACUUUGCACUCGCUGAUCAACAUAGUGCAAAAUACCAAGCUUAUAAAACAAGAAUUGAAAAUUCUAUUGAUGAUAGUUACCGAAAUGUACCUACCUACCAGGCCAAGUCUGCAUCAGUGACUGGAUUCCGGCCUGGCAGUGUGAUGGCAGACUUUACAAUUAAAACAACAAGUGAUAACCUUAAUUUGGUAUCAGCAAAUCGAAAGCUUGCUAACAAUCUCCGUUCAGAGGGAUUUAAUGUGAGCGAAACGGCAUUCAGUCAAAGUGUGAAAGACGGACUUUAUGAGAGCAGUGGCAAUAUAUAUCCUGGGACAAAUAUCAUACUGACCUGCAAUCCUCCAGUGAAUAAUAGCAUACAAUGGACUAUGAAUGGGAAUAAAUUACAGUCAUCAGAUAAAUAUGUAAUGAAUGCAGUUGGACUCACAGUGAAUAAUGCCACUCCCGGUGACAGUGGCUUAUAUGCAUGCACAACAACAAAAAAAUCAACACCCUAUGUUAUCUGGCAGACCAUUACAAUUCAGCCUUAUCCCAAUAUCCAAGUGAGCAGUGACAAAGUUGUAAAAUGCGAGGAUUCGAUAAUUCCACUGCAGUGUUGUGUUCAUGGGAGUUAUGAAGUGAAAUGGACUGACCCUACAGCUUGCAACUCUACUUCACCAGUUUCACUGAAAGGCUGCACAGUGUGUGAAUACAAAAUUAACCAGCAGGUCUGCCAGGCUUCUGACCAAGUAAUACAUGUCACAUGCCAACUCACAACACCUCUCAGUGGAAGUACAACUCACAGUUACAAUUCAAAAAGCAUCAAAAUAGAUGUAAUAAAAAGAGCAUUUACCUGCAUGGAUAGCAUAUUUGGUGCUGGAAAUCUAGGGGAGGAACACAUUGGUGACUGUAAUGAAAACAUGGUUGGCUUUCAAAAGGCUAAGUGUAAUUCCUCAGGCCUCUGGGACCCAAUAGAAAACAACUGCGUCUUGCGCAUCAUUCAAAAUUUAAAAGACGAAGCUAAGAAUUUACAGGUAACAGGCAUCCAGGAAUUUAUGGGCAAUGUGAUCAGUAAUACUACAGAAAAGACUCAAACAAUAAUUGAAUCUCCAGCUACAAUAUUAACAAUUGUAGAAAUACUGACAAUCAUUUCCAAUCUAUCGCAAACAAUUUUAAUCAGUCAACCCAUUAUGAUGGAUUUCCUAAAAACAACUGAUGUAAUUGGAUCAGCAGGUGCAAGAGACACAUGGGUGCAUUUAAACAAAAACAGUACAACUAUGAAUGCUAGUUCUGAGCUUCUGAAAUCUAUCGAGAGUAUUGCCUACAGACUUGGGGAUGAAAACUUCAACAUAACAACAAAUUACACAUCUUGUGUUAAAACUAACAUUUCCGGCUCCUUUUCUGAAACAUUUGGCAUGAAUUUAACUACCCAAAUAAAUUUGCCUACGGUUAGGGAAUCGACCUUCAUCACAGUAAUCAUUUCUUCUGCCCUUAACAAUGCCUUACCUGUUCGAAAUCGGACCCACUACAACAGCAGUCAAACUGGCACCAGUAUUAAUGGAGAUGUAGUUCUGAUUAAGACAAAGGCAGCAAUUAACAACAUUUCCCUUUCUUUCAUUGUCAAAAACAAGACAAUGGAAUACCCUCAGUGUGUCUUUUGGAACUUCAGUCUUCUAAAUGGUACUGGGGGAUGGGACUCGACUGGAUGUCAGUUAAAGACGUUACGUAACCAAACGGAAGGAUUCACGUGCGAGUGCAAUCACACGACUUCUUUUUCAAUACUUAUGUCUCCAUUUUCCCCAGACAAAGCCUUGGCCUCUGCCCUUGAUUAUAUAACUUACAUUGGUGUUGGCAUUUCAGUGUCCAGCUUGGUUUUGUGCCUCAUCAUUGAAUUCAUUAUAUGGAAAUCAGUAACAAGAAAUGACACAUCCUGCAUGCGCCAUGUCUCCAUAGUCAACAUUGCUCUCUCACUUCUGAUUGCAAACAUAUGCUUCAUCAUUGGAGCAUCGGUUGUUAACCAAGCAGAAGAUCCCUGCAGUACAGCAACAUUCUUCAUGCACUUCUUUUAUCUCGCCCUUUUCUUCUGGAUGUUGCUCUCAGCACUCUUGCUCCUCUACCGCACCACCAUGGUCUUUUCAAGAAUGACCAGAAGAACCAUGAUGGCUAUAGCCUUCACUGUUGGCUAUGGGGCCCCAUUAAUCAUAGCUGUUAUUACCGUGGCAUCUACAGCUGAGAACCAUGGAUACAUUCAAAAAGAAAAUAGUUGCUGGCUGAACUGGCAGGAAACGAAGGCCCUCCUGGCAUUUGUGAUUCCUGCACUGUGUAUUUCUGCUAUAAACCUCCUAGUGCUUAUUGUGGUUCUAUGCAAGAUGUUGAGGAGAGGAGCUAAUGCUUCCAAUCAGCCAGAUGAGAAACAUACUGUCAUGGUUAUUGCUAGAUGUGUGGCGAUUUUAACGCCGGUCUUCGGUCUAACGUGGGGAUUCGGCAUCGGGACCAUGGUGUCAUCGAACUUUGGGAUUCACAUAGUGUUUGCCUUCCUUAAUUCACUGCAGGGCUUUUUUAUUUUAUUGUUUGGAAUUUUGCUGGAUAAUAAGGUCAGACAAGCCGUGGCAGCAAAGCUGGGAGUGAAGAACCUCAGCUCUAACCUUACCGGGAGAUUGAGUGCAGGACCAGCACCUGCAAGUGGACAGCCUUUUAUUCAGAGGGUAUAAUAGAGACAUAUGUACUGUAAAUGAAGAUUUGAUCAAUUUACAAAUAAUUUCAACAGCUUUAAUCAAUAAGGGUAAUUAUAUAUGAUUUUCUUGAUAUCAUUUCUACGCACACCAUAUUUCUCUGAUUGUUUAAUGUUCUCUGCUCUAAAUCCUAUUCAAGUUGUGUUCUUCUGAUAUUGUGCAUAUACUGUAUAUUUAAAAUGUAAUUUGAACACUAUGAAUACAUUUAUAUUUUGGUCUCUGUUACAUUUUUACCUUUGCAUUGUCUACUAUUUUCUGUUUUAUACUAUUUUCCUACCCCUAU